UUGACGAAGAACUAUGACUAAAGACAUCCUGACGUUGACCAUCCUGUUUUUGUGUGUGUUGGAAUAUAAGACUGCAUUAUCUAACGUGUUCAUUUCUUAUUAGAGAUGGCAGAGGAGUAAGUAGAGAGAUUUGGCUGCUAUAUCUUGCAAAUCAAGUGGCGAUCAUGUAGAAGCACCCUCCUUGACUUGGAGUGUGUAAUUGGAUCAUUAUCGUCGUCAUCAUCAUCAACAGCAGCAGCAGCAGCAAUAACAAGAUCAGUGUAUUAAAAAAAACCCAUCACUUGACAACAGCACCGACAUCCUCAUCUGUUGUAUCACCAUUAGUCUCUAUAACUUUAUAAUAAUAAUAAUAAUAAUAAUAAUAAUAAUAAUAAUAAUAGCUGAAAGAAAGAAAGCAUCAGCAGCCAGGCCAACAUUCAACGGCUUCGAUAGGGACAGACUAACACCAACGAGGUCUUCAGUAACCGCAGCGGCAUUGCUUAGAAGUAAAAAGAAGCAACAGCUAAAUCAAGUGCUUAUCAUAAGAAGAGAUAUCUCUAUGCUUUCUACUAACAGACAAACGGAAAAUUAAAGGCGAUCCACAACGAACAGGUCGGCAAAAAUAUGGGAAACACUGUGAAGUGUGGUUCCCAUUCCAGGUGGUUUAAAUCUGAAUAUAAUGAGACCCUCCAGCAGGAAAGGAUACAGUUUGUGGACCGAAGUGAUGUCCCUGAUUCGGGUGAAGUACAACUUGGAACCCUAAUACACUAUGAUUAUCCCUUUGAGAAUUUGGUGUUUGAAGGUGGUGGAAAUAAAGGCAUUGCAUAUUGUGGGAGUUUAAUGGUCCUUGAAGAACUUGGUGUAUUAAAUAAUACAAAACGCUUGGCUGGUGCAAGCGCUGGGGCCAUGGUUGCUGCGUUAAUCAGUGUUGGCGUCUCAAGCACUGAACUCUUGGACUACUUAAGUCAAGACAUUGGCAAGUUGAUGCUUGAUCAUAAAUGGGGAUAUUUGAGCCUUUUACCAAACCUACUCAAAGACUAUGGCUGGAAUCCUGGCAAAAAAAUUGAUGAAUGGUUUCGAAAAGUAUUUUUGGAAAAAACUGGGAAUCCAAAUAUUACUUUCUGGGAGAUCUACAAACAUUACGGUCGAGAAUUAUGUGUGGUUGUGACUAAUGUUAACCACAUGGCUGUUGAAUAUUGCCACCCAAAGACAACUCCACAUAUGCCAGUACGCCUGGCUGUGCGUAUGUCAAUGUCCAUCCCUGGAAUAUUCAGCCCACCCAGUUAUUCUGCCAAUAAUGGAACAAAGAAACAUUAUGUUGAUGGAGGACUUCUGUGCAAUUAUCCAAUCCAUUGUUUUGAUGGUUGGUGGCUUUCAAUGGCACCAGAAGAUACUUUCCUUAAUCGACUUCGUCCUCUUGAUAAAUUGUUGCAAUUCUUUGACAAAUCAGUCAGAUUUGGUACCUUUAAUGAAAAGACGAUUGGAUUUCUCUUGUUUUCAGACGAUGAACCAGAGAUUAUGAGGACCCAUUUGGAAGACCGACUCAAAGACAAUGGAUGUGGCACACUCCCUGAAUACCCAGAGACCAAACUAUCCAAGAAGAGAAAAGAAAACACCAGCAAGAAAUUCCAGGAAUGUACAAAACAUGAAGAGAUUUGUAAUGCUUUUGAUAAAUUGGUGAAGGCCAUUGCUAAACAUAACCCACAACACCGAAGAACCAUCGAUAUGAAAAUGUUAACUGCUGCCUUACUUGAUUCUGAGCUAAAUUACCAAGACCAUAUCCUCCUGUUUGACAAAGUUGUUAGAAGUGAACAUGAUAUUGAGUAUGUCUUUGAUUAUUUGGACACUAAUCAGAACAAUGAGAUCGAGUAUCAAGAAUUGGUUAACUUUCUUGAAACAAAAGGAAUUAAUGUUCAGUCUCGCUUUCUUGGAUACUUUGGCAGACCAGUCUAUGACCUACAAUCUUACCUUUCAGCAUUAACGGAGACCAUGUUGACGAAUACUAAACGAGCGUUCGUACAGGAACGAGAUAAACACCGUACGGUUGGUAUAAACACAGGUUAUAUUGACACCAGAGACUUCUGUUUGGAAGACGAAGACAAACAGUUCCUGAUUAGGCAAGGAUGGAACAGUACUGUGGCCUUCUUCCGAGAAUACCUCAACACACAUCGUGGUGUCUUGAAAAAACGUCGACAUCAUUCAAUUUGCCAAGUAAUUCCACUUGCCAGUCCAGACCUUUUAUAGCAGCAAACAUCAAAGACUUUACUAUUUUUAUGGGAAUUUUUCAUCUUACAUUAUUUCUUUCUCCCACCAUCCGGAUAUAAUUUUAAGGGAAUUUUUUUUUCUCAAAUUCAUACAUUGUAUCGUAGUUUCAUUUAAAAUAUUUAAACUUUGUUCACCCUCUUCAAAUUUGGCACAUUCAUAUUUAUAAUCUUUCCAUUGCUGUCAACCAAACAAUUUAUUCUAGUAUUAACCACAACAUGGUGAUGGCCAAUGUUUGGAAUGUACUUUUGUCACAGUGGCUAAUGUCAGAUAAUGCUACAUUCGUUACAAUAAUUAUAAUUUUUCCAGAUUUCAUGGUCAAUGAAUUCUAAUUUUCAAUAUGAAAAUAUUUAUUUAAGAUGAAAUAAAACAAAUUUCUCACUAGUAUACAAUAAUCCCUUGCCAUAUCGCAGUUUAUUAAUUUAAGCUUACGUCGAUUCCUCCGUGGUGUUGUUUUGCAUUCAUAAUAAAAUAAAUAUACACAAAUUAUAAAAAUAAUUUUAAAACGUAUACAGUACAGUACUGUUUCUACUUCACGGAUUUUCACCUAUUGCGGGGUGUUUUGGAACGUAACACCUGUGAUAGUUGAGGGAUUACUGUAUUUGCAAUAAAUCCAUACUAUCAAUAACGAUAACUUUCACUUAAUUACAGGUGUAACAUUACCUGACACUACCAACAAAGACAAAAGUUAUCUUCUUCCCAAUAUUUCUUGUCUUUUAUGGUGGCAAAUUGGCAGAAUUGUUAGCACACUGAGCAUAAUGUUUAGUGGCAUUUCAAUCAUCUUUACAUUCUGAGUUCAAAUUCUGACGAGGUUGACUUUGCCUUUUCAGGGUCGAUAAAAUAAGCACUAGUUGAACACUGGGGUCAAUGUUAUUGACUUACCCCCUCCCCUCCAAAUUGCUGGCCUUGUGCAAAUAUUUGAAACCAGUAUUAUACUUGUUCUAUGACAGGUUACAUUCUAGUUAGUAUAUAGCAAUCAAGGGUAAUAUACCUAACGAGAUAAGAGUUAUCGUCCUUUCAGGAAUGGACAAACAGAGAGAUAGAGACACACUGCCAAUUACAUUAUCAGAUGGUUUCUGUUAUCCUUCUAUUUUUCUUUCCUUUGGAAUUUAAUUUUUUUCAGUUUUAAAUGGAGACAUAUUUAAAAAUCAUAAUUCUAUGAAAAGGCAAGCAUUGGCAUUCACAGAAAAUAUUCUGUCUUUAUUUUAAAAAAUAAUUUCAUAUGUUACCAAGUUCUUCUACCAAGUUUUCCAUAAGUAAGACUAUUUGAACACUAGUAUAAUGUUUUAUACUGACUUAUUCACAGAGUCCCUCUGAUAUAUCAUAAUUCACAUAAAUGCCAUACGAUGUCAUCUGAUACCACAUCAAAAUAUACCAAAAUCAUGCUAUCAACUUUUACACCACACACUGAUGUAUCACCUCAUAUACAAUUACAUGAUAUACUUUGCCAGAUGCUACAGCAUCUUGCUAUACAACACACAAUAACACCACAAUGUAUCACAUUCGACAUUAUACAACACUGAUAUUAUGUCAAAUGAUACAAAACCCUACCAUAUUACAUUAUUUGCAGGAUUUCUCUUACAAAUAUUCUAUUUAGACACCCUAUGUUUAUUUAUUUAUAUUUUAAUUACAGUGCAGCUGUUUUAAACUUUUAACAUGCUUAACAUCUUCAAUCAUGUGUGUGUGUGUGUGUGUGUGUGUGGCUAAGGAAUUCACAAAGCUGCAUUGUAGGGAUAGAUUAUGAAGCCUAGUUCAAGGAGAGAAAGCUUUAACACAUUUGGGAACAUUGAAUUUUAAUAUUUCGUUUCAUAAUUAAAACAAAUUCGGCUUUGAAUUAAUUCCUCUAAAACAAUAAUUUAAUAAUUUCCUAUUUGCAGUCAACAAAGCAAUUUAACCGAUCACAGAACUGGAAUAGAUGGAAUGAUGAUCCUCAGCAUAGAAAUUAAAGAACUUUCAGAGUCUAUAUUACACCCACCCACUCCCACCUGAAACCAUUAACAAGGAAGGAGUCAAAUUUAACCAUUAAACACGAACAUCACCCAAGCUGCAUCUUCCGUUUUUCAAUUUAUUUUUAAAAAAUGUUUCUACUUUAAAGUAUCUAAUUCCAGAGAAUUCUUGCUAUAAUUCUGUCUCAUUAAAUAAUAGAAAAAUUAAAAUACUGAGGCUCUAAAAGAUUCUCUCAUCCCUCUAACAAAUAUUGCCAUCACUUGCUCUGCCAAUAAGAUGGCUAUUACAUGGUGCCUCACCUCCAAAAAUUGCUAAAAGUAGCAUCCAAAUUUCCCUCAAAAUCAUAUCCAGUCAUCUUAAUCAGAUGGUAAGGUCAUUCUUGGAUUGUUUUUGAUCCUGUGUCUCUUCAGUCAUGGCUGAUCUUAGCUUAACCCUUUCGUUACCAACCCGGCUGAAACUGCCUCUGGCUAUGACUACAAAUGUCUUGUUUUCAUAAGUUCUGAAUUAAAAUCUUCCACCAAACCUUAGUCACAAUUCAUGUUCCUAACACCAGCUGAAUGAUAACUAAGUUAUUUUACUAAAUUCUUUGUUAUAUUUAAAGUAAUUGAAAGAAACACAGAGCAUCUCAACAGAAAUACAGUAACGAAAAGGUUCAAUUCCAGCAGGUAGUUCCUAGCAAAUCAAGUUUACAAUUUGAUUAUGAUUUUUAGUUGGAAUAACUUCCAAUGACACAUUUCCAUGAUUGUAUACCAAAGAACUGUUACCAGUUUUCCCUUCUUCUCUAAAUCUGUUUUUGAAUAUAAAUCAGGCAGAAUUCUUAACAGCACUUUGUUUGUCUUUAUAUUCUAAGUCCAAAUUCUGCUAUGGUUGACUUUGCCUUUCAUCCUUUUCAGGGUUGAUAAAAUAAGUACCAGUUAAACACUAGGGUCAGUUUAAUCGACUUGACUCCUUUCCCAAAUAUUCUGGCCUUCUGCCAAAAUUUGAAACCAAUAUUUCUGUUUCCAAAAGAAUAAGCAAUGUCAUCAUUAAAAAGUUGUAUUUUGGUUAUUGUUACAUUCCUUGUUCCUUUCAAAUCUCAGGUUUUAUGCUAAGAAAUAAAUAUGAAAGACACAGUGGACUUUGUCUGUUGUCUGUUUUCAAGUGCAAUGAAGCACCAAAAUCUCCCUGAACAAACAGACAAUCAUCUUUAAGUGAGAAUUUACUUCAAACCUCCAUAUUAAUAAUGAAAAAUUUUCAAUAGUUUACAAUACUCAAUUCACAAUAAGCCCAAACAAAAUAUCUAAAUGAACAAUUCUUUGCUUGGUUAUCUCAAAGCUACAGAUUUCAUUAAAGACAUUUAACCAAAGCUACUCAUAAACAAUAUAAAUUGCUACAUCUUUUUUUUAUAUAUUAAUAAUGGUGAAAUUUUUAUCAAAUUUUUCUUAAAAAUCUUUUGCACAAUUUUCAUCUUUGAAAAAGGAAAUUAGAUUGUUAAAAAAUUGAGGUAACUUAUUGACUGAAGUUUUUAAGAUAUAUUUCUUAAUGUUUGAUUAAUCAAACAUCUUAUAGCUAUAAAAUAUAUCAAAUUUUGAAUACUUAACUUCUAAUUAUAUGUGUGUGUGUGUGUGUGUGUGUGUGCACAUAUAUAGGCGUGUAUGUGUGUGUGUAUAAAUAAACCCAAAAAGAAAACUCAUACUCAUCUUUAUAUAUCUUGGAAUUUUAAAAUUAUAUUUUUGGUAUCAAAUUUUCCCUGUUCUCCCACGAAACUCUUUCAUCUGAUAUCGUUAAUAUUUUCUCUAUUCAUUUGAUUCUCUCGCUGUUGUUUCUUUUCUAUCUUUUUGCCAUGGAAAUUCAUUUGUAUUUUGUUAUUUGUUGUUUGUUGAUUGUAAUUUUCAAAUACAAAAAAGAAUAUUGCAACAGGUAAAGAGCCAAACUCAUCUUUCCAAUUUUUUCUUUGUUGAUCUACCACAAAAUCAAAAAUUGUGUACUGUAAACCGAUAAUCCAUCGGAACUUAUUUAACAAAUUCACUUUUGAUGGAUCAUAAAAUCAUGAUUCAUUAAAACAAAGGCUUUAAAUUGAGAACAAUUAAAAAAGAAAGUCAAUAAUAUUCUCAAAUCUAAUCUAAUAACAUUUAUAUAACAUUAAUUAAAAUACAUAAUUUAAUUUUUUUUUCUUUCCUUUGCACUGUAUUGGAAGUCUUAAGAAAUCAAGAUUACAUAAAAUGAAGGAGUUUGGAUAACUGCUGGUUUAUAUCGCUAUAAAAAGGCUUCCACACUAUUUUUAUUUAUUUAAGAUUUUCUGCUUCUUUUUAUGAACUUUGUACAGGUUGUUGUCGACUUACAACCUAUCCAACUUUACAAUGAUUGGGGCACCAGCUCCCGGCAGCAAUAAUAAAUAGUCCAGUUGAAAUCCAAUGGGUUUAAUUUCUUAGAAAUUAACCUGUCUAUGGAUGAUAUCAGCUUCCUCUAGGUUUGGUUAUCGAUUGCCACUGUGUUAGAUGACUAUCCUGUCAUGGAGACAUCAAGGCAACCUUGUAUUUGUUUAUAAGACGACAGCUUGAGACUCCGAAACUUUUGACUAACACCAGUAUAAUAGUAUAAUACAGAAAGCUGUGUGUGACUUUUUACCUGAGAAUGUACUUCAAGAAUGUGAAAAUAUAAAACAAAACUAUGUAGACUUAUAGGUCGACUUACGACCAGUCAUUCGGAACCAAUCAUGGUUGUAAGUCAACGAUAACCUGUAUACUGUUCUUUAAACAUGGCAUUUAUUUUAUAUUAUAUAUAAUAUCAUUAUGGUAUAUUCAUAUAAUUAUCUCAUUAUAUAUAUAUGUUCAAGUUUACCUCUUAAUUAUGUUCAUUGCACCUAGUUUCAAUACUGAUGGUUACUACUUGUGUGUGUGUUAAUCACAACAUUUAUUUUAGCAUUACAUCAUUAUAUAUUCCGGAUCUGAUCACUGAAACUGGGUGGGGAUUAGCCCCAGAGACGAACAAUUUACAACCAAGGCCUUAGGGUCAGCCUCUUUUAAAGGUAAUAUUUCCUAUUUCUCUAAACAAUUGUUGCAACAGAUUUUCAGUUCAGAGCAGCCAAUACAGAGUGGAAGUGAUGAGACCGCUUGCAAAAUACUGUCUCACACACACACACACACUAACCCACCAACACCACACAAUGUCACUAAAAUAUACUAAAUACUGUUAAUUGCUAUAUAAUUUUUUUUUUUUUAUCUGUGAUAGAUUUUUAGUUGCUCUGUUUUUAACCCCAGGUUGGUCCUGGUUAAGUUGAUCUGUGAUUAAGCCUUUAGUAUUCAGACUAUUCUGCUGUAUGUAAUGCAUAUUCAUUCAUAUUGUUUUGUACUGUCUCAGUGCUUAGAAAUUUUGAUGAUGUGUCUAUUUUUAAAAUGACAUUGUAGGGCAGGUGUGAGAGACUUGAUGUGGUUGGUUUGAAAGUAAAACAUGUAGAAUGUUUAGGCUGGUUUAAAUGCUAAUUGAUUAAGACAUUCCAACCAUGAUAUUUUCCUUAAAUUAAUUUAAAAAAAAAAUAUUUUUGUCAUUGACAUCUCGUCAUUUUCUCUGGAUUUUUUCUCAGAUUUUUUGAAUUAUAAACAUCUUGUAUUCUGACUCUUUAAAAUGAUGGAGAAUUGUAUGAGGAGAAGAUUUGUCUUCUAUGGCAGUAGCAGCCCAAAUAAACUUUAGAUUCCGCAGAAUUUCUUUGAUGUAGAUCAGGCUGUCAUGAGAUCAAAGUGAAAAACCAUUCAGACUCAACUGUUGUAAUGACUUAAUAAUUUGGGUUCAGUUCCUACUUAAACCAAAGACAAUGCCUCCAUGUGGUUGCUUGACCUAGAAAUUAUAACUAAAUGUCUUUCAAGCCAUACCCCAUUGUCUUGAAAACAGAGGGACACACCAGAUGUUACAGUCCUAUAUAUGCAAUCCUCAAGAAGAGGACAGAUGGUCAGUAUGUCUUUGGCCAUAAGUAUGCUCAGUCUACAACUGACCUGGGGCUACACAACAACAGCAGUGGCUUUAGCUGCUUACAUAAGUGACUGGUCAGUUAACAAAUCUGUAAAUUUGACAAAGAUACAGCAUUGACACAUUGCUAGGAUACAAAGUAUGAAGCUAUUCGCUAUGAUCAAACUAAAAAUCUCUAUUGAUCUCACCAAAUUUACAAAAGAGAACCAACUAAAAAUAGAAAAGCCAUCAACUUGAGUCCAAGUUAAGUCUUGUUACACAACCACAAUACAGACAUCAGAGCCAGACAAAACGGUUCUUCAUAUCAAAUUCUCCAUCUCUCUACAUUUUUCUCUUGUUCUUCCAUGAGUCAAGAAAAUAAGUGACUCUAACAUAUUAAUUUCAAAGUAAUUAAUUAUAUUUAAUAUCAAUUAAUAUAAAUUCCACUAUAAUUAAUUAUAUCAAUCAACGUCAACAAUUAGCCUUCUGUCUCAGUAAGAAACCGUUUACAUUAAAGGUUCAGAUGUGGAAAUAUACAAAGAGAAAGUCUGCAAGUAAUCCCACCUGCGGCCCUGGGACAUAGAAAACCAUUGGUGUUAUCUUGCAUACAUACACACUUAAGUUCAGACUAAAAUAAAAGGUUUUAAUAGAGCAAUGCUUAUAAACCCAUUUAUGCAAAUUUAUUCACAGACAAUCUCAUACAUAUAAUUUCUCAUAUACAACAAUCCAUAUAUUGCCAGCAAUAUACAACCCACUGCAUGUAUACAGUCUGCUAUCAAUGUGUGGGUGUAUACACACACACACACAUACAAAUUCUCGGGUGAGGCAUGGCUGUGUGGUAAGAAGUUUACUUCCAAACUACAUGGUUCCAGGUUCAGUCCUGCUGCCUGGCACCUUGGGCAAAUGUCUUCUACUAUAGCUUUGGGAUGACCAAAUGCUUGUGAGUGAAUUUACAAGACAGAAACUGAAAGAAGCCUGUUGUAUACAUACUUGUCGCCAUCACUGCUUGACAACCAGUGUUGGUGUGUUUACACCCAUAACUUAGCAGUUGGGCAAAAGAGAUGGAUAGAAUAUCGGGCUUUUAAAUAUAUAAGCAAUGGGGCCAAUUCGUUUGAUUAAAAUUCUACAAGGUGGUGCCCCAGCAUGGCCAUAGUCUAAUGACUGAAACAAGUAAAAAAAGAAAAGAAUACGCAGAAUCAUUCAUUUUGUCAAAAUGCCGUGCAUUAGCCCUGAAAUAUGCCCAAGAGCAAUAACCAACGCUUUGGUCCCAGAACAAUUGUCAUUUGUUUUGAAUAUUUUCAAUGCUGGCUCCGUCUCUUCCAUUUAUAAGUUGUUCAUUUUUAGCCUUUUUACUUGCUAUAAGCGUUUCGAGUGAAUUAAGCUACGAAAUUCUUACAUUCUCUUGAUUUCCUGUAAGUUGAACUGCCUUGUGGUUCCAGCAGACAGAAUGGAAAAAUCGUUGCCCCAGAAGAUGGCAAAGGGAAUGCUCUGGAACAGCCUCUCUCUGACUCAUGUGGACAGCCAUCUCCACCCUAAUAGCAGUAAACAGGGGUACAUAUAAAAUCCUUUUUGCUCCCACUUGAUCAGAUCCUCUCCAACCACAUUCCUUUAGGAUUGUUCAAGGUUCAGCAGUCCAAGAUAUCAGCUUUUAUUCACCACUUCUGCUCAUGUAUCUGUAUACACAUAUUUAUGAAGAGCAAUGUAUUUACAUAACACUGAAUGGGGCAGGCAGUUAAUGUACCUGGAACAAUAUAACACCUUUUUCUCUAUUAUGGUUAGGAAUUUACAAUUAGUUAGAUAUUUACAAUUCUCUGAACAAAUAAUUCCAUUUUGUAUCAUGACAUCUCAAGAUAAGAAUCCCAAUUAAAUCUAUUUGAAUUAAUCAAAUGUCACCAGUCUUUUCUAUCUCUGUUUAUUCACAGAUUUUGUAUACUUAUAACGUAACCUAAAAAUGAAACCAUUUACAAAUCUAUAGCAAGAACUCACUGCCAGAAUCUUAAUAGGAAAUGGUGAUUCCUAAGAAAAAUGCGACAAUCAUUUAGGUGAAGCUGCUAUUAUUUCUUCUGUGGGAGAUAAUUAAAUUAUAUCAAAUAUUUAAUUCAUUUUGUCAUUGUGAAAUUAGUUGCAUGGUUCAUUGUAACCCUAUCUCAAUACUUUACAAACACAUCUGUACAAGUGUCAGUAAGUCAUUCAAAUGCUUCAUUUAAAUAAUUCUCUUUAAAGAUUAUCAACUCAUUCUGAGGCCCUAUUCCGAAUUACAACUGGUCAAACUGAUAAGAAAUGUCAGGUGAUUGCCGUGUUAAAGACAACAGUUUAAGGAAAGCCAUCACCAACUCUGUGCAGCAUCCAUGGCUUCAAGUUUUAACUCUGCAAUUGUUGAGUUUGCUUAAAUCUAAUGCUGUACUCUAGGGUAGAUAAAAAUAGACCCCUGUAAUCAGUGGGAACACUGAAAAUGAAUGAGUGUUUUGUUAGCAUGCAGUGAUGAGAUGAAGCAAUUUGGGGAGACGAGGAACUCCUGUCAGUUUACUCAUUCUAUAAAAUUUUGUAAAUGUUAGAACUACAAGAGAACCAAGAGUUUUCUAUGAGUUGGCAUUAACCUUUGCUACUCUUCCCUCCCUGCCUUCCAGAAGCCUGUAAAUCUAUCUAUUCUGUAUAAUGUAUUCAGUUGUUUACGGAGGGAGACAAUAUCAAUAAAUGUGAAUUCUCUGUAUUUCAUUUAUCUGUGAUAUCUGCUGAUAGUCACCAAAAUAUUCACUCAAAGCUGACAACAUCAGCACUAUUUAAUGCCCGUUUUCCAUGCUGGUAUGGGUUGGACAGUUUGAAUGAAAAACUGGUAAGCUGGAGAGCUGCACCAGGCUCCCCAAUUGUUUAAUUUGGCAUAGUUUCUACAGCUAGAUGCCCUUCCUAAUGCCAACCACUCUAGAGAGUGGCACUUGGUGCUUUCUACAUGGCACCAGCAGAGGUGUUUUUUAAACUAAUUUAAAUUCAGACCCGAUACACUCACAAUACCUCUGUUGGGACUUUAAGAAGUUUUAUCAGAGAAUUUGGGGUGGAUAGUGGAAUAAAUUUGUUGUUAGUAUUUAUCAGUCAUUCACUCACUUCUGUGAUAUAAAUUAUAAAUCUAUUUCUAGAAAUUUCUUCAACUUUUCUUUCCAUAACCUCUUCAGAUUUUGUUAAUAAAAUAUGGCUACUAUAUUAGAUAUACAGCUAUAUGAUCCAUACAGGUUUCUGUUUUAUACACAAAUGCCUACUUGCAAAAGCAUAAUUAAAUGCAUGUUUAAACAUAGGCUUUUCUUUCUUUUUGUUUUCUUAGAAAUUACAAAUUGAUUAAAAUAAAUGAUUUUUUUUUCAAAUCAAAAGAAUGCAAAGAAAAAAAAACACACUUUUCAAAGAAAAUUUUCCAAUAAAAACUUGAACCAAAAUAAAAAUUGAAUUCAAUUUCCUAUCCUUCAUUUUGCACACACAUACACACACACACACACACACUUAUUCGUUUUUUGGCAGCUAUUUUUUGAUAAUUUCUGAGAUGUUUUUUUUCUCUAAAUUUUUACAUUUUGCAUGGUGCCAUGAUUGUAUUUCAUACUAAUAAAGGUUACAUUUUA
Messenger RNA from Octopus bimaculoides (California two-spot octopus), 11711 nucleotides. RefSeq lists its product as uncharacterized. Gene Ontology annotation, biological process: lipid metabolic process. The record is from RefSeq and is a predicted model, not a curated record. Gene Ontology annotation, molecular function: calcium ion binding. NCBI's taxonomy places the organism in Eukaryota, Metazoa, Mollusca, Cephalopoda, Octopoda, Octopodidae.